AUGAGUACGUACGAGAUUGCUGUCAAUGUAUUCGAGUGGCUCACGCUUUUUACGACGCUCCUGCUUCGAGUUUCGUUGAUUCCAGACUUUCGUCGGAUGCACAAGAGUCACAGUACGGGCGAGAUGUCGGUCAUGCCAUGUUUACUACUUUUAACAAAUUGCUACGUUGGCUUUUUCUACGCAAUUGCUGUCAACAACAUUAUGCCGCUUCUUGCGCAAGCGACUGUAGGAAUCGUUGCAGGAGUUUUCUUCAACUACUUCUUCUACCGCUGGGCUGAGGACAAGCGCGCUGUCGUAAAAGCUUUCAUUGGUUCUUUUGUGGUGUGUAUUAUUGUGACACUCUACAGUAUUCUCGCAUUGGCAGGACAUACGGGUCAAUCUCGAGGAUCAGUUAGUACAACGUUGGGUUUCAUGACAAUUGGAACGAGCGUUGGGAUGUACGUGUCACCAAUGGCCACCAUCGCAACAGUUCUUCGAACAAAGACUGCGUCGUCAAUGCCAUUUACAAUGGGUGUUGUCAAUGUCUUUAACAGCUUUAAUUGGGCAACAUACGCUGCUUUGGUCGACAACAAGUUCAUUUUGGGCCCAAACAUUGUAGGGUUUAUACUAGGUUGCAUUCAAUUGAUUCUCACGUUUGUCUACAGGCCCGAGGCUAGUGAUUUAGCUGAGGAAGCGAAACGCGAUGGAACUCUGUCAGUUGUGGUUAUUUCUCCUGGUUGUGAGAGCGAAAAAGUAGUUUAUUCGGCUCACGUGAAGAAUUCAAGUUUUGUAGCAGUAACCUCCCCAUAUUACGAGGAUUCGAUUACAGCCAGAGGAUGUAGUGGGAAAGCCUAA
This is a messenger RNA of Peronospora belbahrii, 834 nucleotides long. NCBI's taxonomy places the organism in Eukaryota, Oomycota, Peronosporomycetes, Peronosporales, Peronosporaceae. The record is from the annotation of a GenBank genome assembly.